AUGUCUCUCUUCCAGGUGGCCUUUGACUAUGCCGCGCCCGUCUUCCUUAUAUCCUCUCCCAUAACGUCCUAUGCCGACCAGAUUGUAAGCAUCCAUCGCACAAGAAGCUCCGCGGGUUUCUCCUUGGAUAUUCCUCUGAUUAUGCUUAUUGCGUCGAUUUUGAAGGUCUUCUUCUGGUUUGGAGAGUAUUACUCCGCUACUUUGUUGACACAAGCAAUUGUCAUGAUCGCGGUCCAGAUCGCGAUGCUCAAGGUCGCGUUGGAUAAUCGGCCUUCUCCCAGUGGCAGAAAUGGAAUUGAGCAUGCGCCCUUCAGUGGUGCGGUCUCUGAGUCCAAAUCUGCACGACCGUACGAAUUCUGGCAGUGGCAGAACACCAAGCCGUACUGGAUGUUCCUGGCUUACUUCGUCGGAGCCUUAGCUAUCAUCCACCUGACCCCAAUCGCUCAAUCCGAAUACUAUAUCAGCUUUUUGGGCUACGUCGGACUCGCCGUCGAAGCAACCCUCCCUAUUCCUCAAAUCAUCGCCAACCACCGAUCGGGUUCAUGCAAGGGCUUCCGGGUCUCUGUCAUCGCGGCCUGGAUUCUCGGUGAUACCAUGAAAAUGAGCUACUUCUUCAACAGCACGGAGACAAUUCCAUGGGCAUUCAAGCUCUGCGGUAUCUUCCAGUGCGUGUGCGACUUCUAUCUCGGAUUCCAGUUCUAUAUCUUCACGCGAAACACUCCCACGCACACUCCGACCCAUUCGCAUUCCAAUUCCCACGCCCACUCCCUUUCGCAUCCCAUCUCACACUCCCAUUCCCGCUCCCACUCACAGACCGCUGGCGAGUCUGCGGAGCCAAAUGGUCGCUGGGGUCAUCAUGAGAAGGAUAUCCGCAUGACUUGA
Messenger RNA from Penicillium bovifimosum, 882 nucleotides. Its product is annotated as PQ-loop repeat-containing protein. The transcript is spliced from 4 exons. Lineage: Eukaryota; Fungi; Ascomycota; Eurotiomycetes; Eurotiales; Aspergillaceae. Gene Ontology annotation, biological process: phospholipid translocation; retrograde transport, endosome to Golgi. Gene Ontology annotation, cellular component: trans-Golgi network; endosome. Bases 1 to 882 code for a protein of 293 amino acids. The record is from RefSeq and is a predicted model, not a curated record.